Molecule: messenger RNA, 5396 nt
Organism: Penaeus chinensis
Lineage: Eukaryota; Metazoa; Arthropoda; Malacostraca; Decapoda; Penaeidae
Product: meteorin-like protein
Exons: 3
Coding region: 437-1504 (355 amino acids)
Molecular function (GO): hormone activity
Source: RefSeq, a predicted model, not a curated record
CUCCUCGGACGCCUCUCGGCCGGACCCUCUCGCCGCGGACAUCCACUUGUUAGUUGGUCUGUGGCAGCGGAGUGGGGAGGUCGUGCCAGACGAGGCGCGGGAGAUACCUGUUGAUUUACUAUUUUGAGGAUAUAUAUUGGAAGUGUUUCGUGUUAAAAGCACAGUUUGUUUUGUACACAUGUGCAUUCAUGAUGGUGUCUUGAAGGAUACGGCGGCGAGUGCGAUAGCCAAGGAAGCAGACGGAAUUGAUUUCCUGAUAGGAGUGUGAGUGAAUAAAUUGGUGCCCUGCGCACAAAAUACCCAGAGUGGAGAGAAGGGGGGGUGGGGUUAUUAAGCCCACCAUGUUGCCGCCGACCCUACGAGAAACCCCAUACCCCUGUGGAAUUAUACCGAGAGACAUCUAGUACUCGUAUCAAUCGGGACGGAAAACAGAGAGAUGUGGGAGAUGGGUCUCGAGGAGGAGGUUUCGGGGAAGUCCUCUCCCACACGAGGAGGAGGAGGAGGAGGAGGAGAGGGAGGUCGACCUCGUCCUCAAUGCCACUUGCCUGCCCUCCACCCCACCAGUAUCCGAGGCAUAAAGACCACCGUCAGAUGGACUCUCUCCUUCGGGUGCCUGUGGAUGCUGCUGACGGCGCCGCUCCUCGUCUGCGCGGAGUCGAAUGGUUGUGAUUUCUAUGGCAGCGGACUCGAGCAGGACGGUCGCGGAGUCCAGCCGGUGUACCUAAGCUGCUCCUCGGGCCGAGUGGAGUGGCAGUAUCCCCGCGCAGGACUCAGGGUCAUCCUCAGGUCUCCCCACAAGGACCGGGACUUCCAGGCGUGCAUCAAGGGGGACCCCAAGUUCGAAGGCGCCAGGAUCUAUCUCGAGGGAUACCGCUCUCUCCUGCCGCUGUUCGCUCUCGACGACGGCCGCCCGCAGGAGCUGGUGCGCUGCUUCACCAGCUACAAGGGCCAGGCGGCGCUGUACGUCGAGGCCGAGCCCAGCGCCGACGAUCUGAAGAAGGAGGUCGCCGCCUUCGAGUACGACCUGCAGACGCUCGCCAAGGGGAAGAUUUACGACCCGCUCGAAGAGUGCCGGCCUUGUUCGGAGGACGAGAUCCUCCGCCUCUACUGCUCGGGCGACUUCGUGGCUCGAGGAAGCAUCGAGCGCGUUGAGGACGACCACGACCUCGCCACGACCACCAUCACCAUCCGGGCCUCGAAGCUCUUCCAGCAGACGUCGCCGGUGUUCCGACACGCCCACGCCCACGGCAGCGACGGCAAGACCUGGGAGAGCGCGUACGGCAUCAGUAACAGCAUCCGGGGAGGCGGAGGUGGCGUGGCCGAGUACACGGGCCGCGUCGACGUCCCCAUCCAGUGCGGGGCGCGGGCGGGCGAGGGCGAGUUCCUGGUGAUGGGCGUGAUGAGGCUGGGGAAGCCCAUCUUGCGGUGCGCGCCCAGACACGCCGAGUGGGUCAAGAUCGCCAAAGCCGCCCGGGCCAAUGCCCAGUGUGUUUUGGAGACGUGAGCGUUGUGGAUUUGCAAAACACAUUUCUGGAGACGUUGGACUUCGUGUAGUUGCAAAAAAAAAAAAAGUUUCUAGAGACGUUAGAUUUUAUGCUAUUGCAAAAUAAGUUUUCUAGGAACGUUAUGUAUUGUGUAAUUGCAAAAAGAGUUUCUAAAGACGUGAAGUUUUGUGCAAUUGCAAGGGGCAUCACGGUGUUCCUAAUGUAGUCUUAAAGUGGACGUGAUUCAGUGACAAGUGACACUCGAAGAUGAGAGACAAGAAGCUCAAUCAAUUAAGUGAUCCACUGAAAGGAGAAGAGACAUUUACAUAAAAAAAACAUUUAAUUAUUUUGGUGCAAUAAUAGUAGACACUGCAAUUAACGAACUUGCAAUGCUACAGCAACAAUUUUGCUCCCAGUGUACAUAUAUUGAACUCCUGAUACGAUGGAAUCAAGGGGAGUUAAGUUCACAGUUUGAAGGGAAAGGAAGAUUCUACAGAGAGGAUUAGGUGUCCAAUGGGCCCACUUGUACACGUCACACAAAAUCCUGAAACAGCUAAUGUAAACAAAAAAAAUUUGAUUUUUAAAGGCUCCAAGGGAUCUUUUCACGAGCUAAAAAGGUCCCCAUGAGGCUUUUCACGAGCUUAAAAGUCUUCAUGAGUUUUUUCAUGAGCUUAAAAGUCCCCAUGAGGCUUUUCACGAGCUGAAAAGUCCCCAUGAGGCUUUUCUCGAGCUAAAAAGUCCCCAUGAGGCUUUUCACGAGCUGAAAAGUCCUCAUGAGGCUUUUCACGAGCUAGAAAGUCCCCAUGAGGCUUUUCACGAGCUAGAAAGUCCCCAUGAGACUUUUCACGAGCUAGAAAGUCCCCAUGAGGCUUUUCUCGAGCUAAAAAGUCCCCAUGAGGCUUUUCACGAGCUGAAAAGUCCUCAUGAGGCUUUUCACGAGCUAGAAAGUCCCCAUGAGACUUUUCACGAGCUAGAAAGUCCCCAUGAGGCUUUUCUCGAGCUAAAAAGUCCCCAUGAGGCUUUUCACGAGCUGAAAAGUCCUCAUGAGGCUUUUCACGAGCUAGAAAGUCCCCAUGAGGAUUUUCACGAGCAAGAAAGUCUCCAUGAGGAUUUUCACGAGCUAGAAAGUCCCCAUGAGGCUUUUCACGAGCUAAAAAGUCCCCAUGAGACUUUUCACGAGCUGAAAAGUCCCCAUGAGGCUUUUCUCGAGCUAAAAAGUCCCCAUGAGGAUUUUCACGAGCUAGAAAGUCUCCAUGAGGAUUUUCUCGAGCUAAAAAGUCUCCAUGAGGAUUUUCACGAGCUAGAAAGUCCCCAUGAGGCUUUUCACGAGCUAGAAAGUCCCCAUGAGGCUUUUCACGAGCUAGAAAGUCCCUAUGAAGCUUUUCACGAGCUAAAAUGCCACAUUGGAACCUUUCUUCUCCAGCUUCGAAGUCCAAAACAGUCCCCUGCUUUUAGUGACUCUGUAAUGGAUUAGGUUGUAACCAGUUGCGGUUGUAAGAGUGUAAAGUGCCAUAGAUAGCACGUAAGGCCAGACUAUUCUUGUGGUUAUGAAAUUAUUAUUAUUUUUUUUUUUUGUGGUUAUUGAAAUGGUUCUUAAUUUUUUGAGAAGCAGAUUUUGUUCUUAUUAAACCGUCUGUGAUUUAGUAGUUACUGAAAAGUCAUGGACUGAUUUUAUAGAAGGUUUAGAUGUAGGGUUUAUAUUCAUCCUGACAAAAGAAAAUCAUAAAAUCCUUUCUUAUUAUUCCACUGAAGCUAUCAGCUCUCGAAAAGUGUAUUAUAUAUAUAUAUAUAUAUACAUAUAAUUGUUGUUCCUUUUAAACUUUGUUGAAAACUAUUCUUGAAGUUGUCCUGUCGACCGCUUUGCAGGGUGUAUACAAACCACGGUAUGAGACAGCCCCCUGCUUGUGUACAAAGCUUAGUAUAAUUCCUUCAGACCCUUGGAGGAAAAGAUAUAUCUCAUAGAAGGUCGUAAGAAAACAGUAGAGGUCCUAAGUGCAAUGUUUUUUUUCCUUCCGCUGAUUUUAGGGACGCCAUUACUUGGUUGGGUCUGAGAAAGCCUUUCAAAAAAGAGGCGAGCGAGUGAUUUUGCUUGUCUCGGACAUAUUCCUUUUCUUCUUCUUCCUUCUUCCUCUUCCUCUUCCUAGUCCUUCUUCCCCUUCCUCUUACUCCUUCUUCCUCCUCCAUCUUCCUUCUUCCUUCUCCCUUCUCCCUCUUCCUCUUCCUCGUCCUUCUCCUUCCCCUUCCUCUUCCUCCUUUUCCUUUUGAUAUUUAUUUUACAUGGUUCAGCAGAUAAAUUCCCGGCGAUUCAGUGUAAAUAAAAAAAAAAAUAAUAAAAAAAUCAGCGACGCCGCAAAUUGUCCUCCGGGUAAAAGGAAAAUAAGUUGGUAUUAGCUGUUGUAUUGCAGGAAAAGGUAUGCGGUAUCAUUCCGAUUUUGUGCGUAUUUUAAAAGAUCACACGCAUUGUGUUUGUGUCUCGGUCGGAUAGGAGAUAUAUAUUUGGUGUGGAUAAAACUUAAAAGAACUGUAAGUUUUCGUGGAGGAAAAAAACGAAACUUUUAAUCUUUAAAUGGAGUCUAAAAACAGGAGUUUUUUGUGACGGUUUGUGAAUAUUUCAGGAUUUUUUUUUUCGAGUUUGUGAACAUUUCAGGAAAUCUUUUGACAGUUUAUGAACAUUUCUGAAAACUGAGAGCAUUGAGGCUGCUGGUACAACGUUGCCAUGUACUAAGACAGAUUGUACUUCUGCUAUGAUAUUUCAGUUUAUCAUAUUCCAGUCUCCCCUUACGGAAAUUUUGGUUUAUAAUUGCCUCUUUUCUCUGAACGGGGGAAAUGUGGGACAGUUUAUUCAAAAUGCUUUUUAUACAUGUGUCUAUUUUUUCUGCCAUCUAUUAUUAAUGUGCGAUGAGGAACUUAAGCCUUGCUUGUAUAUCUUAACACUGCUUUUUAGGCAUCUUGACGUCACUAAUAGGCCUAUCUAAUCCUUGUCAAUAUUUCUUUCAUCUCUAUCCAUAUUUAUUGACACUUCGAUUGACUAUUAUCAAUUCCUUAACAUGCCUCUGUUUAUGUUUUUUUUUGUUUUUUUUUGUUUUUUUGUUUAUUUCCAAAGGUGAACCUACACCUUGUUUGUAUAUAUUUGCGUGGUGGAAUUAUCUUAAUUUUAUAGCAUAAAUCAGGUGAAUGUAUAAUGUGUAAUUGUGUGAGACGAUGCAAGGGCAUACUUACUAAAUGAUCUCAGUAUUGUACAAUGUGAGAAAUUAUCAUACAUCCUUCCUGUGCCAACCGUCUAACCUGAAUUGCAACGAAGGUUAAACAUACUGCAAUAAUAUAGCCUCUUUAUGCAACAGCGUGGACAGAUUAACAGAUGCUCUCGCGCAUUUUUUUUUUUUUUUUUUUUUUAUGUAUAUCUUGUCACCCAAUUGUACUAGAACAAAUUGCAAUAACAAAUCCUUUUUUUUUUUCUAUUUUUUUUGUCAGAACUAAAAAAAAAAUAUAUUUUACGCAUGUUUCCCUCGGAAUUCAAACCGCCCCGUGGCACAUAACCCAAAUGUCUAUUAAAAUAAACGUAUACAUUUAACGAAACGUAAACAACAAUAAUACGAGGAUAAUUUAUACACUUCCCUGACAUAUUGUGAAACUAGUCGAGAGUUUGGAACCUGCUGGAGGGGGUACGUGCUUAUUAUUUGUGUAUAUAGAGCAUUAGUAAUAAUGAAAAAGAAAAAAAAAAAAAUUAUACGACCUGACCCGUGAAUUCAUUGUGCCAAAUUAUACAUUUUUUCUCGAGUCUUUUCAUAUUUUUUUUUAUAUAUAUAUUUCUUCCAUUGAGAAAUUGUACUUAUGUAAACAUUUGAUUUUUUUUAUAUGUAUAUAUUGUGUAUGUGAUGGAGAUUUAAGUGAAAUAUAUAUGAACUUCUUCAA